AUGAAACAGAGUUCAAUCCUGCUUUUGCAGCUCCUUCUGGGGACGUGCUCGGCUUAUUCCUAUCAAAAUGUGGCCUUGCGUGGAAAAGCGACCCAGUCAAACCGUUUAGAGCACGCAUUGGGAUCUGCCUACAAUGCUAUUGAUGGAAACCGUGAAUCUAACUACCCAGCUGGAUCAUGCACCCACACAGUUGAAAGACAGACCAACCCAUGGUGGAGAGUGGACCUGCUGGAACCCUAUAUUGUCACUUCUGUCAUUAUCACCAACAGAGGAGACUGCUGUCCUGAAAGCAGACUUGUGGAGGGACGUUAUGUGACCGUGGCUUUACCUGGUUCAGGAAAGGUCCUUACACUCUGCGAAGUGGAAGUCUAUGGGUACCGUGCCCCAACCGGAGAGAAUCUGGCACUCCAAGGAAAAGCCACACAGUCGUCACUGCAUUCUACAGGUGUUGCAAAUAAUGCCAUAGAUGGGAAUCGUGCCAGCAACUGGGCCCAGGGCUCUUGUACUCACACAACGAGCGAAUUCAACCCCUGGUGGCGACUGGACCUGGGCAAAACCCAUAAAGUGUUUUCUGUUAACAUAACCAACUACUUAUCUUAUUUACGACUUAAUGGAGCUGAGAUCCGAAUUGGAGAUUCUCUUGAAAACAAUGGCAACAACAAUCCCAGCUAG
Micropterus salmoides (largemouth bass) is the source of this 672-nucleotide messenger RNA. RefSeq names its product fucolectin-like. NCBI's taxonomy places the organism in Eukaryota, Metazoa, Chordata, Actinopteri, Centrarchiformes, Centrarchidae. The record is from RefSeq and is a predicted model, not a curated record.